Messenger RNA from Moneuplotes crassus, 13310 nucleotides. NCBI's taxonomy places the organism in Eukaryota, Ciliophora, Spirotrichea, Euplotida, Euplotidae. The record is from the annotation of a GenBank genome assembly.
GAAGAAGCCUAAUUCUCGAGCCCAGCUCAGACUGGGCUCUAUGUGCUAUUGAGCAAUGCUGCUGACUCUGUUUCAAUUUAUACUUCAAAAAACAUAUGCUCAAGACCUAUUUGUCACUCCAGAAAAUACUACUAUCAAUACUGUCACAAGUUAUGGAUUCAGAAUUGAUGGGAUCUUAAGCUUAAACUCUCCUCAUACUCUUCAAGUUAUCAUUCCAGAAGGUGUUAGAAUUGAAGAAAGGUACUUAAACGACCCAAAAUCCUGUUCCCUCAAUAUUUCUAUCAGCGGUGGAGCUCCUUUCUUAAAAACACAUCAAUGAACUUACAUCCAAGAUGAUCUUGAGCUUUACAAACUUCAACUAUCCUCUGAAGAGCAAUAUUCUUACGUAAACGUCACUGAAAUAUCUUUCCAAACAAAAUCCAUCCUCACAAACCCUGACUCAGUCCGAUUCACCGAUUACUUCAAACUAACCACCGGGCCCUACCACCUCACCUCCCAUCCCCCCAUCAUCUACUCCCCUGCCACCCUCAUCUCCCUCACCGUAAACAAACUGGACCCAACCCCAAGCACUCCUACCACAAUGAGAUUCCACUUCCAGCCCCUGCACCCCCUCCCCUCCAACAGCUGCUUCAAACUCACCUACCCGCCCACGACCAGUUUCACUCACCCCACUCAGACCCCAGUUGCCUCCAUCCUCCUAGAUUCCACCUCCAUUUCCACGUUCAGUAUAACCCACGACCAACUUCUUCGUGAAUUUACAGUCUGAAAUCUCUUUGAGAGUAGAUUUAUUGGAGAAGUUACUGUAGAGAUAGAGGAUUUGACUAAUCCAGGACCAGGGCAGGAAUCUGGGGUGUUUAAGGUGACUACGUUAGUGCCUGGAGAGGAGGGGAAGUGGGACCCGGUGGAUGAGAGGAGUGAGAGGUUGGCGAAGGAGGAGUUGUGAGGAGUGAUUGAGGUGAAGGGAGUGGAGUUUAGUACGAAGGAGGUGGAUCAGGAGAUGUAUGUGACGAUUAGUGGUUUUGGAUGGGUAAGAGCGAAUGGGGACUCUUUGAGGAUUUAUGGGGAUUGGAACUCGGGAUGAGAAGAUAAUGCUUCAGGAGACCUUUGAUAUAAAGGUGAAGAAUCGCCGAACUGUACGAUGCAUUAUGGAUUUGUGAAUAAUUCUGCCAAAUGCUCUUAUCACAAUGGUUCAGAAUACUAUCUAGAGCUUCCAGGAUACAACGAGAGAAAUCAUAUAUAUACUGUUGGACCUUUUCAAAAUCCUCUGGGAGCUAUAAAGAAAUCUUUUGGGAAGCUUCAGGUUUAUGAUCAAUCAAAUACCCAGAUAAUGCAACAACUGACAGAAAAUGCAUACACCACCAUACCUCGGACUAUUAAUGUAAGCUCAGCUAAAAGGAAUUCUGAAUUAACUCAAGUUGCUCUCACGGCAAACUACACACUCUCUUUCAUCAAUCCUACAAGAAUGCUAAGUGAUAGCACAAUCACUCUGAUAUUCCCAUCCGAUCAAGUCGGAUAUAAUUCAGGUACGGCUUGCUUCAAUGGAUCAAAUAACCUCGGCUGUACACUCUCUGAUUCUAACUCAACUCAUUUCCAAACUACCAUCGCUCAGUGGUGUAAUGCUGGUGCUGAAUGAGCUGCUGGAUCUACCCUAAGUUUCACUCUUGCUAAUGCUAUGAAUCCAAGUUGGGUUGUGAGCCCUCUCACUUCUUCAGUGAUCAUUAAGACCACGAAUGUCCAAUUGACAGGAUCUCCAACUAUUGACCAAAUAACGAGUGGAGUGCAGUUCAGUCCAACACUCACACCAGGAACUUUGACAUCAUUUUCAGUUACAAAAGAUUUAGCAACAAAUAAAGUUGGUGAAAAGACUUCUUACAAUAUCACCUUUGCUAUUGUGACUGCAAUCCCUGCAGAUGGAAAACUUGUGCUGACAUUCCCGAGUGCAGCUGUUUAUAAUGCUGCUUCAACAAAAGUUACUUGUAAAAACUCUGCUGAAAUUUUGUUAGCUUGCUCUAACACUUCUGAUUUUAUAAAUAAUAUCAAAACUAGGAUUAUAACCUGAACUUGCACUUCUGAGUGAGCUGCAUUAAGCACAAUUCUUAUUCAACUAGAGGAAGUCUAUAAUCCAGGAUCUACAAAUCAAACCUCCACAAGUUUCGAAGCUCAAACCAAAACUACUGAAGGAUAUAUGAUUGACACUGGUCCUGUGGGUACAACUAGUGAAUUUAUUCUUAUUCCAAAUUCUUUCACAUCAGUAACCACGAAUUCACCAACGGCUAGCAUUGUUGUUGGAGCCAUUACGGAAUAUAAGUUUACAAUUGUGCUGAAGAAUGCCAUCCCUUCAUCUGGUGGUAAACUUGUUGUCAUAUUUCCAUCCCAAUUGGCUGUUCAGUCUGGAGGAACUUGCACUGCAGUUAUUUCUUCUACCAGCCAUACUUGUGCUGUUAGCAAUGAUGACAAUACUGUCACUGUAACGUUUAACUCAGAUGCAGCUGCAAGCUCAAGCUUGGAAGUCGCAAUUAUGAACGGAAUCAAGAAUCCAACUGUUGGACAGCAGAGUGAUGCAAUUAUUUUCAAGUCCACUGUCACUGGAUCGUCCACAACCUACGAUAUUGACGAAGAUUUGACAUCAAUCAAGAUACAGCCGAAUGUUUAUGGAGAACUUAAGGAAGCUUAUGUCCAAAGAUUGAACAACACAUUGAUAAAUUCAGAUAAUGAUUUGGAAAUUAAAACCUAUAGCUCUAAUGAAAUUCUAUCUAAAUCAACUAUUAAGAUUGAGUAUCCUUUCGACCAAGUUCAAUUAAGUGGCAAUAUUCCAUCUGGGAUAGAUCUUAUAGAAUUAGCUUCUGCUGAAGAUGACCAGAAUGACGAUGAUCUUUGAGUUUCAAACCUAGCUUCUCUAAAAUUCUACAAAAUGUCAGAUACAGGAAUGGGAGAUGAGCUGUGUCCUAAAAGCAUAACUUCUAACACAACCCAUCUCAUUGUAAUUAUUCAAGAAUGGUGCUCAGAUGGAAUGAAUCCUUGCUUAGCAGAAAAAGCAAACGUUUGGUUUAUAACUACUGGACUUAAGAACCCUCCAAAUCCAGUUCCUCCAAAGAAUUCAUUCGGAAUAUUUAUCGAUUCCAAAGAAGGAUACAUUAUUGAUGGAAUUUCAUCUGGACUUUAUACCACCCCAGAUAUCAGCCCAGGAAAUUUAUCUCUUAUUGAAAUUUCCAGAAAUUCUUCCUAUGUAGGAGAUAUAACUAACUACACUGUGAAAUUUGAGACCCAGAUAAGUAUCAAGGAGCCUAACGGAGUAUCUCUCUACUUGACCUUCCCCCUUGGUCUGCUUUACCAAGAGGAAACCUUGGCUUGUACUUUUAAUGGAAACGAUGUAAGUUCGGAAUGAAAUGCAGAAUAUUGAGAAACAUUAUAUGGGAAAGGAGUUAAAGUUUUAAGAAUCCCAAUGAAUUGCCCUGCAGACUCUUGUGGAGUUGAAUCCUACAAUGUUACUUUUGUAGGAUUUAGAAAUCCUUUUAGUACUGAUAAACCUACUGGGAGUAUAAGUGCUUCAAUCCAAGGAUCUAAUGGAAAUGGUAAUAAUUAUGAUAAUGAUAUCCUCUCUGAUUAUAAAAUUGAGACUGAAGCUAUUUCGCUACAAGAACUGGAAUCUAAUGUCUGAACUGGAAAUGGCUCCUGGAUUGAAAAUAGAGUUAAUAGUAAUGCAAGAAUAUUGAUUGAUCUCACUUUAAAAACAAGAAUACUAUCUGACUCAAAAAUAAUUAUCAAGAUAACCAAUGAUAUAUUUGCUAGAACAGGUGAUUCAAUACAAUGCGCCAUAAAUCCACCAAAUAAUCCCGAAGAAGCCCAAAACUGCGCCUCAUCUACCACCGAAAACACCCCUACUGGCACCAUUCUCCAACUCACAAAACUCUGCUCUCCCGAACCUUGCCCUACAGGCACUCAAAUCUCCAUCACCAUCCCCCGUGGCUUCACUACGCCCUCUUCCAGCACCCCCUCCUUAUCCAUCACCACUCUCUCUCCUUCCUCUCACCCAAUAGACGAAUGCUCCAUCCCCUUGACCCAAGCAGUCCAAACUCCUAUUGCCACAGUGGACUCAGUCAGUCUUUCCUCAGAGAAAGUAGGAAUGGAUACUUCACUCAAGAUAUCAGCUAGUUUUGAUUUUAGUACUUUGAGUACAGAUUUUGUGUCCAUGGAGUUUAGUGAGAGGUUCUUGAUAAAGGGUGAGGAGGAUGUGGAGUGCGGGAAGGUGGAUUCUGAUGGGGAAGUUGUUGGGGUGGUGGAGUGAACAUCUAUUCCCAACCCCGACGAUGAAACAGACCAAGAAGAAAUUUCAAGCCUCGAAAUCAAAGAAGUGCUAGAAAAUUGAGAACAAGAUUGUAAAGUUGAGGUUUUGGUAAAAGGACUGAGAAAUUUACUUGUGCCGCAAGAGUAUGAAGGGGUUUUGAGAUUUGAAGUUAGAGAUGAAGAUGGGAAUAGUAUUGCUGAUAGCACUUAUGAUUUGAGUCAAUUAAGUGGAUUGAAGGAAAGUGAUUUGAAGGAUGCAAGCGUUGAAAGGUCAUCACUUAAGCCAGGUGCUUCUUCAGAUUUAAAAGUUUAUUUUAAAACUUCUGGAGUUAUUUUGAAAGGUUCUUUAAUAAAAAUUGACCUUCCAAUAAACCAGAUAAACCUCGAUGGUUCUGAAUUCAAAUGCAUAGACUCAUCUACCGACACAGAAUUAUCCUGAACUACUCUAUCUACCUCCCCAACCCACUACUCCCUCACCAUACCCUCCUGGAAAUGCACCUCCGAAAACUGCCCACCAGACCACCCCUUCAACCUCACAAUCUCCUCCUCCCAAAACCCCCUUGACCCUCCCUCCACUCCCACCCCCUUCUCUAUCUCCAUCCUCUCCCCUUCCUCCACUCCCUUGGCCACUACCACAGUCCUUCCCACUACUCCUCUAUGAAUCCCUUCAAUCUCACCCUUCAAAAUAACCCACUUGGCGCAGCACGCCUUGACCAAUAGGACCAAGUACAUUAUUUCCUUCACUGUUGGCGAACAGGUCCCGGCUGGGGCUAAGAUAGUUCUGAGUUUUCCAGAAGGGAGGAUUAGGAAGAAUGGUGAGGUGUUUGUGGUGAAGAGUGGUGCAGGUUUUGGGGAUAUUGAGAGUGCUGGUGCGGUUUAUGAGGAUGAUGAGUGGUUGGUUGGAGUUGAGCUAGAUGAGUUUUGUAUUGAUGGAUGUGAUGCUGGAGAUUUUGAAGUAAUGAUUGCACAAGGGAUUAAGAAUCCAGAAGGGGGAUUUGAGGGAAGUGGAGAUUUUGGAGUGGAGAUUAGGGAUAGUGAGGGAGCUAUGCUUGGGAGAGGUACCAACUCCGAUGUUUCCUUCCAAAAGCCUAAUCUGUUAGAAGCCUCACUCUCCAGAUCCACCAACGUGGUCAGACAAAAGGUUGAUCUGACUGUCAAAUUUAGCCUAAAUGCUGGGAUUGACCCUCCAUCUCUUCCUGAGUAUGAUAAAGUAAUCCUCAAAGUUCCCAAGGCAGCAAUGGACAAACACCAAGAGUUCACUUGUUCGAAAGAAGGUAAUCCAGAUCUUGGGUGUCAGGACCUUACUGAUGAACAACCUGAUACAGAGUACUAUGUCGUCCAGAUCAAUGGGUUAUUCCUAGUUGAUGGAUCCAAUGAUGGCUCACUUGUUCAUUAUGAGUUUGUUGUACAAGGCUUCAGAAAUCCACAAUCUCUGGAAGCUAAUGGUGUAAUGACUAGUUGACAACUGAUAACUACUACUGUAGAUUUGGAUUCAAUAGAUGCAAUAUUCUCAGAUUAUAAAUUUGACGAAGACCUUGUUCUAGGUGUAAUGAAUGAAUAUUCAGUUAUUCAUCUAAAUCAGCAUUCUUUAACUUUAGCAACUCAGUACAUGAUUUCAUUUAAAACUUAUUCAGAAAUUCCAGCUGGUGGUAAAAUAAUUAUUAAAUUCCCUGAAGGAAGACUUAUGAAAAUUCCUGACCAAGAUGUUGCUAUCCAAACUGAAUCUAGCGAAGAAACUGAAAUCUUAGAAAUAGAUUAUACUUAUGACAGCACAGGAAGCUCCCUUACCAAAGUUAUUAUAACGAACCUCUGCCCAACUACCUGCCCUCCCCAAUCUUUCCAAUUCAAAAUCUCCUCAGGAAUCCAAAACCCAAACCUCCCCUACCCCACAGACGGCUCCUUCACCACAAUCACUACAGAUUCCACUUCCCUUCCCAUUGACCAAAGUACCUCCUCUUCCCUAUCAAUUCCCUUCUUCACCCCCACUCCAUUCCCAUCUCCCCCACUCCAAAACACCAUGACCAGGAACACCUCCUUCGCUCAUGCUGAAGUCAGCCUGACUGUAAGCUUAAGCCCAAGCAGUGGUGGCUGGAGCAGUGUGAUGAAGGAGCAAGGAAAAGUAGUGGUCAAGGUGCCGAAGAAGGUAGUCGUACGGGACAGUGAAGUUAUGUGUGUGGCUGGAGGAGAGGAAUUGGAGUGCGAGAGAAGGAUGGAUGGGGAAUAUGAGGUGGUGAUUGUAGAGGGGGUGUGAGAGAGGAGAAGUGAGGAUUGUGAGAGUGGUGGAGUGGUGGAGUUUGUGAUUAGAGGGUAUAGGAACCCAGCGGUUGGGGCUUAUGGGAGUGAUGGGGUUAGCUGAGAAGUCUUAAUUGCAGAUAAUGAGUUGUAUUAUCAAGAGAGGAGUUAUUUAAGUUAUUCGCCAAAUGUGAAUUUAGAAAUUGAACAGUUUGCUUCGUAUGAUAUUAGACCUUUAGAGAAUUCAUACAUUUCAGAUUCAGCCGAAUAUGUUAUAAGCUUUGAUACUACAAUAAAAAUACCUGCCAAUGGUAAAAUAAUAUUCACUUUCCCAGAACAAAGAAUUUUCAAAGAUUCUUCCUCCACUCUCAUUGUCAGAAAUGAGGAAAAUUUAGAAUACACACCUUCAGAAGAUGAAGUACAUUAUGACGACACUGGCACCUGGCUGACUAAAAUUGAGCUGACUUCCCAGUGUAUAAGUGCUUGAAAUAUUGGUUCUUUCUCAUUUAAUAUUUCUGGAGGAAUCAAGAAUCCUUACUAUGUUCCAUCAUCCACUGAUGAAUUUAUCACAGAAACAACAGAUUCAUCAGGAGCAGUUAUAAAUUACGGUAUAAUACAAAACUCUGCUGUCUUCCCAAUAUUACCAACUAUGAUGACAGAUCUAAUUUCUGUUAGCAGAAGCAAUGAUUUAUUGGAUACUGCAGUAACUCUUACUGUUAAAUUUAAACCACCUGAAACUAUUCCAAGAGAUGCUAAAAUUCUUAUUGGAAUUCCUCAUGAUCAAAUUAAUCCUACGGGAACAAGUUUGAUCUGUAAGAAAAGAGAUUCAUCCAAGGAGCAUAACUGCUCUGAUGAAAUUAUUGGAGAUCAAUUUGUAGUCACUAUCGAUAAAUGGUGUUUAGAGUCAAAGGAAACCUGCACAUUGAAUGAUCCUCUUAGCUUUGAUAUUGAAGGAUAUAAAAAUCCUAAUUCUUUUAUUGCUAAUAAUGCUACAACUAGUUGGAAAAUUAGCAUCACUACAGACAAUUCGAACCUUAUUGAUUUUAAAGAAACAGCCAUUAAACCUUCUCCAGAUUUGCAUGGAAUUCCUCCAAUCAUUCAACUAGUGUCUCUCUCUGACAGCAUGAUAAAUGCAGAGACAACUAUUCUAUUCAAUUUAUUCCUAAGUGAGAGUCUGAGGGAAUCCUCUACAAUUACAUUUAAAUUUCCUAAACAAUUUGCCAAAAUUCCAUCCCAAGAAGAAUGUAACGAAAUUCCUCCUUUAUCUCGAAGCCUUUCUUGCCAAUAUACACAAGACAAAGAUGGUUAUAUUGAUACUGUUACAAUAACUCUUGAUUGAAAUUCUCCAAAUUGUAUAACAUCAGCAAACAGAGCUUUCUUAAUAAACAUUCGGAAUAGAGGAACUACGAGAGCUGUUGGUGGUGACUUCACAUUUACAACCAGAACUGCUUCAAAAGACUUCGGAUUGGCAGUUUACGAAAACACCCUUAUCCAUUCUCCUUCACCUCUUAUCUUUGCAUCAAUUAUGAACUAUAAUCAGACUCCUGGUUCAGAAGCGCAGACUGACUUUUUGUUCAGAAAUAGUUCUGAGAUCCCUCAGUAUUCAAAGAUUAACAUUUAUUUACCUCCAGAAGUUGGGUUCAACAGAGCUCAUUGAUCAGACUCUGAAUAUAUUAAAGCCAUAGUGUUUGGAAACUCGAUGACUGGAAGUUGUGUAGUGGAUGGAAGUUCAAAUAACAAAAUCAUAAUCUCUGGUCUCUUUGAUUCUGCUAUAACAGAGACUACAAACCAAGAGAUCAGGGUCACUCUUAACAACAUGAUUAAUCCUCAACAGCAUUUGAUCAAAUCAGGAAAUUUUAAUAUCAGCAUCAGUGACCAAGAUGGGAAUUUGAUCGAUGUACUCACUUAUGAUGCCAAUAUAUGCUCUUCCUAUGUGCAGUCGAUGACUGUAGAGAAAUUGGAUGUGUCAAAUAAAACAGUUGAUUCCACAUUCUUCUUGAGUUUUUAUGAUGAAACUGUUAAGGAAUAUGAAAAUUGCACCCUAAGAAUCAUCCUUCCUCCAGAAGUAGUACAAUCUCAAGAUUCUAAAUUUAAUUUCAUUGAUGAUUUUGGAUUUAGUUCGGAAAAGGAGAUAUUGCCGUAUGAUCCUAAUCUAGGAAUAUUAAUUGUUACAGGAUUUGAACAAUCAGUACACGUAUUUGAAAUAGGUCCGCUUAAAAACCCACUAGGGGCAAUUACAGUCUACUGGAGAUUUGAAAUUUAUGAUUCUGGAAAUCUUGAAAUCUGAAAGACUGAAGGACUUAAUCACACAACUACAAUAAACACCUUUGAAAUAACAAGAAAUGGUCCAAAAACUGUAGCCCAAACAUCAAAUUGCACCGUCAAAUUCAGUCCUGCAUCCCGAUUCCUCAACAACAGCAUUGUCUCUCUCAUUCUUCCGUUCCAACAGAUCAACUAUGACAGUUCAACGAAGGUCCAAAUCUCUUCGGAUGAACUAUCUGCCUCAUUUUCAGAUCUAAACGAAACUCAUUUCAAAGUUGAGAUCAAGAAUGUAUGCAGAGAGGCGGAAGAAUGUGCUGAGAAUACUUUGUUCGAGCUGGAGCUUGUAAAUGCGAUUAAUCCAGGAUGGAUUUGACCUUUGAAUGAAAGAUCAGCUGUAAGUACUCUGAAUCCGAGGUUAGCAGGUAUUCCGACUAUUGAUGAAUUAGUCACGUUUGUGGAGGUUGGGAAUGAACUGGCUGAGGGGAGCCUUGGGAAUCUUCAAAUUAGGAAGGAGCUUUCUGAUGUUGUAGGACAAGAGACUUUGUAUAAUGUUUCCUUUACGACAGUCACGGAUAUUCCAAAAGGAGGGUUUAUAGUGAUUGAGUUUGAAAAAGGUACUGUGUAUAAGUCUACAAGUGAGGUUAUUUGAAAGAGAAAUGGGAUUGUUACAGACUUGAAGUGCGAAGUUGUUAAUGAGACCGACGGGAAUAUUCUGAAUAUAAAUAUAACAAAUGCAUGCCCUGAAGGAUGAGAAAGCAAUACAUAUUUUGAUAUCACAAUUGAAAAAGUAUACAAUCCAAGCUCAAUUAAAACUGAUAAUAAAAAUGUAACAGUUAGAACAAUGACAAGCCAAAACUGUCCAAUUGACUCAUCCAAUUUCACAAUUCCCAGAAGCAUAACUUCUGGCUCUUUUACAAUCAUCGAAAAAGUCCACCCACUUACCAUCAAAGCCAACAAGCUCGAAAACUACACCUUCACAAUCCAACCCCUCAACCCAAUACCCCACCCACAAGGUUCCUUAACCAUCACCUUCCCCACAAACUUCACCCUAUCCCCUACCUGCAGUAUCACCUCAACCUCCUCCUCCCCCUCUGGCCCCUUCUCCUCCUUCUCCUCCUUCACUACCACUCCCAGUCCUGCUUCCUUCACCAUAAAAUUCUCUCUCCAAAUUGAAGCUGGUUCAACCCUCACUGUGAAUCUGACUGAAUGUAUAAGGAAUCCUAUGCCUUUUAAACCAAGUGGAGAGUAUCCUACUCUCGAGGAUGCCAAGUCUCCAGUUGUGUUUAAGUCAGAAGUAAAGAAUGAUACAGGAGUGGAGAGCACUAUUGAUUAUGAUAACGAGAGUGUGAAGAUUUAUACGGAUGAUUAUGGAGAUUUGAAUUCUGUGAGUGUGAAUAGAGUUUCCACUGUAGAUGGUAACGGUGAUGGAAUGAAUGAAGAAGUAGAUAUUAAUAUAACAUUUAAUAACUCUAUGCCAAUCACACUUAGAAGUCAAAUUUUUAUUUAUAUUCCGAGAGAUCAAUUUGAGUUAACAGGAGAAGAUCUAAGUGCUAUACAGCAUAGCCCAAUCGGUAUAGGUAGACAACCCAUUGUUGAAUUUUUGUUUUAUGGAAGCUCAGAUUGCAAAUAUGUUGAAUUGAGAUUUUCUGAAUUUUGAGCUGCAGAAGGCGAAAAUACAUUUUGACAAGAAAAUAUAAUCACUAACUUAACAAUCAAAGGAUUUAAAAAUUCUCAUAAACCUGGGAAAGGGUUGAACUCUUUCAAAGUAUUUAUUGGAGCAACAGCAUCUAAAAGUGAAAGUAAAGAAGAAGGUAUAUUUGCUUAUCCUCCAAUCAAAGCUAGAUCUUUGGAACAGCCUUCAAUAAAUAGAAGUUCUAACGUUGUUGCUGCUUCCACUUCAUUAACAAUAGGAUUUAAUUUGCAAAAUGAAAUCCAAGAAUCUAAUGGAGUAUACUUCUUGUUCGAACCUCCUGAAGAAUUCUUAUUUGAGGAUUCUAAUUUCUCCUGAUUCUUCGAUCAAUCCGAUGUGACUAGUGGAUGUCUUGUAGAAUACAAUGACACUUCUUGGUAUGCAAAACAAGUCAACUGGAUUAGAGUCCCAAUAGAUUGCUCUUUAGGCUCCUGACCCAUUGGUGAGCAUAAAGUGACCAUUUCAGGUUUAAGAAAUCCUUUUACUAACAAAAUACUUGAAGGAGUUAUUUCUCUGAAGACUCAAUCUAAAUAUGGUUCUGAAUAUGUUACUUAUGAUUCGGUAAAUUAUUCUCUUGAAAUCGGUUCAGAAGGAGAUCAUUUAAGAAAUCUGAUCCCUAAUACAUGCAGUGCCACUAUCGAAAGAUCAUCUGUUGAACCAUAUGACCCUGUGGAACUCGCAGUGAAUGUCAGAACAACAAAGAAGAUUUCUUGCAACUCUUUCAUCAGAAUCAUGCUUCCUUAUUCAGAGUUCUUGAGGACUGGAGAAAGAAUUAUUUACAAGAAAAGAAGCGAAUCUGGCAGGGUCAUGAAAAUAUAUCCUGUCCAUGAUGGCAGCACUGUUGAUAGACUAUGGGUAGAAUUUCCUGAAUUUUGAUGUGCAAAUUCAGAUACUUUAGAAGAACCUGGGUAUUGAGAAGAAGGAUCUAAUAUGUCUAUUAUUAUUCCUCAAGGAUUCAGAAAUCGUAAUGCUGUGCAGGAAAAGUUAGCAAAGUCUUUUAUAGUUAUGAUAAUGGAUAGCACUAGGGAGAAUACUCUUGAAACCUAUACUAAGUUCAGAGAAAAGGAUUCUCUGACAGCAACUCAAGUAGAUGUUACUAGCAUCACAGUUGCUCUUGAAAAUCCCUUUAUUGGUUUCAGCGGUUAUAUGGAUAUCUCAGCAAUUCAUGGAUUCACUGUUAUCCAAAGUGACCAAAUUGUGAUAUAUUUUGAAGCAGAGUCUGAGCUGAAAUCAGAUAAUGAACUAUACUGUUCCCGGAUAAUUGACGGAGUGGCAUCAAACAUCUCAUGUAUUCCUUCAUUCAAUUCUGAUGAGUAUCUAGUUAAACUAAUAGUUGAUGUGCAUUGUCCUUGUGAGAAAAUGUCAUUAUAUACAUUCAGGAUCCAUAAUAUACAUGAUUACCUAAAAUUCAGUGGGAACAUGAAAUAUGAAAUUAGAGUUUGUGACCAGACUCAGCUAUCUGUACUAGAGAAUGAAGAGGAUGGAUGUUUUAGCAAAGGUGUUGGAAGUGGCAGUCUAAACGAAGGUAUUAGUCUUACUGCUGGAGAUUUGAGUGAAGUAAAUAUUGAAAGAUCUAAUAAUGUGCAAGGUGAAUCUUCAGAUCUGAAAAUAUCGUUUAAGACUCUUGGGAUUAUUCCUGAGGAAUCGAAGGUUAAGAUUGAAUUGCCUUUCAAUCAGAUUCAACCUGAAGGUAGCUCUUUUACUUGUUUUGAUUCUUUAAAUGAUAAUCCAAUUGUUUGAAAUACAUUUAAAGAAGAUUCCUUAGGAUACAAUUAUGUAAUUAUUCAAGAUUGGGAUUGAAUUGCUGAUGGAUGAGAAGCAAAUAAAGACUUUCAAAUAACUAUAAAAUCAUCGAAGAAUCCAAUAACCUCUGUUCCUUAUCCAGAUCCAUUAGUGAUAAGCUUCUUCAUAUCAUCAGAUACACUAUUAUUCAGUUCAUCAUCUGAAAUAAAUGCUUCUUCACAACUUGAAGUUGGCAAAUUUGAUAUUCACAAUAUCACUCACAAUACCCCGCAAUACUCAUCUACAACAGAAUAUAUAAUCUUUUUCAAGCCUGGACCCGAUUCAGAAAUUCAAGUCAAUGAUAGAGUAGUGUUUACUUUUCCAGCUAAUAGAGUUCUCAAGUCUGAUUCUUCCCUACUUUUAAAAAGAGAGUUUAUCAUAACAAAUGUUGAUGAAUCAUACGAAUUUAAAAUUUCAGAAGGUAUCAAGAAUCCAGACUCCAGCUACAAUUAUGAAGGCUACUUUAUUACUGAAGUCUUCGAUAGUUCAGAAAAGGUUCUCUAUAGGAAUAUGACAAAAAGUUCAGACCUGAAAACUCUACAACCGCAGCAGAUAGCAGCUUGUAUUAAGAAGAGUAUUGAUGAACCAGAGGAAGAAACUGUGCUAAUUGUUAAGAUUAAAGAUGAUACCCACGAUUCUGAUACUAAUAAUAUAUUAGAAAAUCAGAAAGUGUUGGUGAAGAUCCCAAUCUCUCAAGUGAUAAUCGAUUCAGCUAUAACCUGUCAUCAGGGAGAUUGAUCUCAAAGUGUAAUAUGCUAUCUAGAGACUUCUGAAGAAUACCAUACCAUUACUCUGCUAAAUCUGGACACUAAUCAUAAUGAAAAAUGCACAUUCAGAACACCAGAUUUAAUUAUCAACGGUCUAAAGAACCCCUCUUCCUCGACCACAGCAGACACAUCACCUUGGUCAGUUCUUAUCGCUGACUCAAAUUCCAAAAUCAUCAAAGGGGCUUCUAAUAUAACACCUGUCCUGAGCACUCCCACAGAUGCACCCUCAAUAGAAAAAUGCUACUUCUGCUGCAUAGAUUCCAGUUGCUAAAUCUAAAAUUCAAUAGACCUAA